ACCCAACUUAUGUAUUAUGACUCCUAUGACGAAGCUAUAACAUUGAUGCAGCCACUUCAGGGCAACCCUGAUGUGUACUAUAUAAGCUGCUCUUGCUGGAAAGCACCUUAAAUCCAGUGUAGCACUCGAACACUGUGCCUUCUACCCCUAGCCGUCUAGGCUACGAUGCCUCCUUCGGCUUAUGUGAAAAUAUAGCAAGUACACUCUGUAGUGUGCGGAAACUGUGGAAGGCAUACAUUCAGUGGUCUUCGCGGCUGGGAAGGCGCUUCUUAUCUGGAUGUAAUUGAGAAACAUAUGAGUUCGCUUCUUAUAUUGUUUACAUUGCCUCUUCUUGUUCUUCUCUUCCACGGCCUACGAUUAUCAAAUUUAUCAUCAUCAUCAUCAUCAUCCACCAAUAGAAGACAUGCACUUAAGUCACUAUGGGGUACAUUGAAAAAGUCAUGUAUUCGAUGCGUGUGACCUACUCUCGGUGGCGGGUACGCUGUUUCCGUCGGAGAAACCAAGCUGUCAUCAAUAAUACAGUUGGCCAAAACCACCCAGCUAACGCUGAAGGUCUAAACCUAAGACAAUGGGACUCACUGGAAGGAAAACAAUAUGUAGACGCUGCUUAUUUCAACCCCUUUCAGACUGAAAGCUUUCAGUCUGAAAGGAUCACUAGAGCUCUGGCAAAGGCUCAAGAUGAUAAGUUGCUGUUGCCUAACUCAGAACUUGCUUCCCCUCCAAAAGCAGAGUUAAAUCCCAUCAUCGCCACUAUGAAUGGUACUGUUUAUAACUCAGAUCAUUCUCCAGAAAUGAUCAUAGCCCUAGCAAUGGCCGGCAUUACACAUUGGGAUGACUCAGCACUCACUCCAGCUCCAAAAGCAGGCUCAGAUCCGAAUCCAGAACCAGGCGUAGGAGAACAAGCACCGGGAUCGAUACAUUCAUCUGGAGCAAUAAAGUCCAAGCUAAAUCCUAGGGUGCCUUGUUUCCAACCUCGCAAUUAUGUUCAGCCUCAAAGUGCUUGUACGUAUCAACACACGGAUACUUUAUCUCGAUCAAUGAUUAUUGUCGGAGAUGGUCUAUAUGGACCUAUUAGCAAAGCAACUGUCCCAGCUAUAUCAACUCGCUCAGAAUCCCGCUUCUUCCCUAAAAUCGGUCACGCAUGUCUUAGGCACCAGGAUACGUCGACUGCCUCGGCUAACUCAGAACAUCGUACGGCCUCCAAAGAUAGCCUCCCGCCUCGUGUACAUGGAACUCGACGAAGUGAGCCAACUUACAAGGGGAAAAGGAUGACCCCUAAAGUCAAACUGCUACCUCGUGUAAAUGGAGAUUGCCCAAGUGAACCAACUUAUACGGAAGCCGCGUUGACUGCAUCAACUACCUGGGAGUAUCGUGUGGUCCUCGAGGAUAGCCUUCCGCCUCAUGUAAAUGGAAUUGCCCAAGUGAACCAUUUUACGAGGAAGAACUGGCGGCCCCUAAGGUCAAAGUUCCACCUCCUUCAGUGACAUUUUCCUCAAGCGAUUCAACCAAUAACGAACAUCCCGGAGCCCCGGUGUCAGAAUUUACACCUCGCCAACGGGCUGUGUACCGCAAGGCUAUCGGCGGCCCGACGAAGGUGAUCGAUUCCGGACGUACUGUUGCCUACGGAGGAGAAUACCGCCCGAGGAGAUGCCCGAGGAGACGCCUGCGUUAGAUUGGUCCCAACUUACGUGUCCGAAGAUGGCCGUCCUACCCUCCUGAUUGAGGGCGUGUUUAGUAUUUUACUG
This is a messenger RNA of Xylaria bambusicola, 1745 nucleotides long. RefSeq lists its product as uncharacterized. Bases 420 to 1484 code for a protein of 354 amino acids. The record is from RefSeq and is a predicted model, not a curated record. Lineage: Eukaryota; Fungi; Ascomycota; Sordariomycetes; Xylariales; Xylariaceae. The transcript is spliced from 2 exons.